Leptosia nina is the source of this 618-nucleotide messenger RNA. The record is from the annotation of a GenBank genome assembly. NCBI's taxonomy places the organism in Eukaryota, Metazoa, Arthropoda, Insecta, Lepidoptera, Pieridae.
AUGGGGGUACUAGCUACGAUCCUGGGUCUCCUUUUCAUUGUCGCUACUGCCUGGUCAGAUGAAGCUCCUAAAGGACCAAAAGUAACACACAAGGUAAAGUUUGAUAUAAGUAUAGGGGAACAGGCUAUUGGUACAGUGACUAUUGGUCUUUUUGGAAAAACUGUACCAAAAACGACCGAAAACUUUUAUCAACUUGCCCUGAAGCCAAAAGGAGAAGGCUACAAAGGCAGUAAAUUCCACAGAGUAAUUGACAAUUUCAUGAUCCAAGGUGGUGACUUUACCAAGGGUGAUGGAACUGGUGGACGUAGCAUUUAUGGAGAGAGGUUUGAAGAUGAGAACUUCAAGCUGAAGCAUUAUGGAGCAGGUUGGCUAUCAAUGGCAAAUGCUGGAAAGGACACCAAUGGUUCUCAAUUCUUCAUUACAACCACUAAAACUCCAUGGCUAGAUGGUAGACAUGUUGUUUUCGGGAAGGUCUUGGAAGGAAUGGAUGUUGUUCGCAAGAUUGAAAAGACAGUAACUGGAGCCAAUGAUCGUCCAGUUAAGGAUGUUGUUAUUACGAACACUAAAGCAGAGAUUGUUUCAGAGCCUUUUAGCGUCACAAAAGAGAGUGCUCAAUAA